AUGUUAUCAAAUGAUUCAAUACAAUGUAUCAUAACUUCUCCACCAUACAAUAAACUUGGUCUACGACAAGGUUUAUUAUUUUAUAUUCAUAAAGAUCGACGAUAUUCUCAUUGUGAUUAUCCUCCAGAACAGUUUAUAUUUCGAAGUAAAUUAAAAUUAUAUCAAACAAUUAUAUGGGAUCGAGGUUCAACACCUAAUCAAAAUAAUUCUUAUUUUCGACCUAAUCAUGAAAAAAUUUUUUGGUUAACUAAAUCUUCAUCUAAUAUAUCAUUACCACCUAAAUAUUAUCGUGAUUGUCUACCAGAAUAUUUUAAAGGUGCAAUUUGGAAAAUUAAACCUGAUCGAAAAAAUAAACAUCCAGCACCAUUUCCAUCAAUUAUUGCUGAAAUUUGUAUUUUAACAACAACUGAUGAAAAAGAUGUCGUAUUAGAUCCAUUUGCUGGAUCUGGUACAACACUUAUAGCUGCAAAUAAUUUGAAACGAUCUUUUAUUGGUUUUGAUAUUAGUAAAAAAUAUCAAAAUAUGUUUAAACAACGAUUGGCUAAUUCAAGUGGUAAGAUUCAUCUCUGGGAAGAAAUGUUUAUUGUAGAAAAAAUUCUAGAUCGUAGAAUUAAAAAUGGUUCUAUUGAAUAUCUUCUCAAAUGGAAAGGUUUUAAUCAUGAUCAAAAUACCACUGAUUAUGUUUUGGCUACGAGUAAUGUAGAUAGUUACAAGAUACGUCGUGCCAAACAGCUUGGUUUACCAGUGAUCAAUGUUCAAUAUGUAUACGAAUGUCGUUCUUUGCCACCUGGUCAAACACCAAUUGAUAUUAACAAAUUUAUUAUGAAGUCAGCUGAAGAUCAAGAAAAUUUUAUAAAAACCGGCACUAUUUCCAUGGGAGAAUCUCGAGCAAAUGUAACUAAAAUCAAUAAAUUUGAUUUGACUAAAAUCAAACUAUGGAAUUCGGACGAUGCCGAUUUACCUCGUUUCGAUGAGUUGACACAUUGUGAGAUUGGCAAAUGGGCUAUUUUCAAAGAAACCAACGAUAAUUCAAAUGUAUUUUUUGUUCUCGAACUUCAAAUUAUUCCCGAACAGUACUACGAUCGAACAACGAGCGAUUAUCGACUACGAUUUCGAUAUGAAAAACAGACUAUUAUUGGCGAAGAACAACAACAAUACGAUAAAAAAGUAUUGAUACAAUACGUAUUCAGUGAUGAUCCAAACGAACAACAACAAUUGUUUGCAUCGUACUAUUAUCGAUUAGCUACAAUGCCACGUAUAACACGAAUUCGUGAAAUGUUACCUAAUAAAUUAGGUUCAAAACUAUUGUUACGAUCUUUAUUUACUCAUCGUAUCGAUACACAGAUACUUGAUGAGAAUGUAUGUCAAUUAAUUGAAUCAAUUUGGUUAGAAUCAAUUGGUGAUUUGAAUAAAAUUUUGAGCAUAUCACUCGAAUCGAUCACUCUCAAAACGAUCAUUGAAGCCGAAGCUGCACUGCUUGAACUCAAAUCGACUAACAAUCCUGCUGCUGCACUUCGUUUCUAUUCACUUAUACCACAUCGACAACAGUAUAAUAUUGAUCUCAUCAAGAAUCGUCGAGCGUUGACUGAAAAAAUAGACUUAUGUCAAAUGCUUCGAGAUAUGCUUACAGUCAACGAACUAACCAAUUGGAAUGUUAAAGCACCAAUCGAAGCUAAAUAUCGAGCAUUGAAGUGUCAUAUUGAAAGGGUGGCUAGUUCAACACUCGACUUUAAGAAUAUUGCUAACCUCAUUCAAUCGUCGACGGAUAGCGGUGAACAAAUUGUUAUUCACAACGUAUUCAGCGUAGCUAAACAGAUAGAUGCACUCAAUUUUUGUACAACACUAUCCCAUCAACGGCAACUAUUUCAUGGAUCGAAAUAUGUCAAUUUUCUUGGGAUUCUUUCACGUGGUUUGGUCAUGCCUAAAAUGGUAGUGGAAGAAUUGGGUGUUGAACGUACUGAUGUUGGUUGUCUCGGUUAUGGGAUAUACUUUUCUGAUUCUGCUUCGACGUCUUUAAAAUAUACGACAGCAAGUACAAUACAACCAGGUCGUCGUUUGUUAUGCAUUUGUCAAGUAGCACUUGGUGAAUCAGCUAACUAUUAUUCAUUUUCAUCGACUCUCACCAAACCUCCGAAUGGUUUUCAUAGUACGCAUGGAGUUAAACGAACAGAAGAUAAUCAUUCAAUGUUUACUGAUAAUGAAUAUGCGAUCUAUCAACUCGAUCAACAACGUUUACUCUACAUUGUGGAAGUUUCAUGGGCACCGAAAGAUAAUCUCAAUAUCGAAUUAGAACGAUUACCAAUUAUUCAUCAUCAACAAUAUGCAUUAAAAUUGAGUGAACAUGUCGAAGUUCCCAUGACAAUCGAUGAUGAAAUCAUUGAAAUAGCUGAACAAGACUAUGGUUUAAUAUGUUCAUCAUCGGGAAAACUUGUACCACUUAAAUCAUUUCAUAUUCGUGCUCAAAUUGUUGAUGUUACAGUUGAAGUUGUUCUCUAUCAAGUCUAUCACAAUACGAGUUCGAUACCGAUUGAAGCUAAAUAUGUGUUUCCUCUUGAUGAAAAUUCAACUGUAUGUGGUUUUGAAGCACAUAUCAAUAAUAAAGUUAUCAAAGGUGUCGUUAAAGAGAAAGAACAAGCCAAACGAGAAUAUAGAGAAGCAAUUGAAAAGGGACAUGGCGCCUAUUUAAUGCAUCAAGAAGAAGCCCAAGUGUUCAGCGUUGCUGUUGGUAAUUUGCCAGCGCACAAUGAAGUUAUCAUCAAGAUAACCUAUGUCGCCGAAUUAGAAAUCGAAAAUGAUGAUAUUAUUUUUCGUCUUCCAGCCAAAAUGGCUUCAUGGCAAUCGAAAAAAGCUGUCGAAACCAAAGACCAAUCGAUUUUACGAUCUAUUGGUAUUGUCGAAGAAAAAGUUGAAUUCAGUUUCAAAGCAUCGAUUCGAAUGCCAUACAAAAUAGUGAAAUUGUUUUCGCCAACACAUCGUCUUCGUCGAAAGUUAACUGAUUGUAUAGCUAUGAUCGAACUUGUCGAUAAUGUCUUACUUGAUCAAGAUUUUAUUCUUUCGAUCACAGUCAACAGUCCUAAUUUACCUCGAAUAUCAAAUGAAACAUUGUCAUUGGAUGACAAUAGUGGAACAACUGACACAUCGAACAAUCAUAAUUCUCAGGCAUGUAUGCUUACCUUUUAUCCACGAUUCGAAACAUUGACGAAUUCGAACGAACGAGUUGAAAUUAUUUUCAUUGUUGAUGUAUCAAAUUCAAUGGACGGCAGUCACGUACAACAAGCUAAACAGUUAGCUCAUUUGUUUCUUAUGAAUUUGAAAGUUGGCGAUGAGAAUACAUAUUUUAAUGUAAUUACUUUUGGAUCAGAUAAUGAUGAAUGUUUUCCUAUAUCAGCACCAAUUACAAAAGAAAAUCUUGAUAAAGCCAAACACUUUGUUCUGCAUUCACUUGUCCAUCGUGGUAAUACGGAUCUAUUUGCUGUUCUUCAUCGUUAUUCACUAUUACCAUCGUCAUUAUCGUCGAAAUUUGGUCGUCAAUUCAUUCUUCUAUCCGAUGGACAUAUUCACGAUCUUAAUUCGAUUCUUGCUCUACUCAAACAUCGACCAACUAUGCGUCGUGAUCGUUUGUUUACAUGUUCAAUUGGUAAUGUUGCAAACAAACAUAGUUUGAAACAGUUAGCUAAUGGAGCAAAUGGAGGCGGUCUAAUAACAAUGUUCGAUUCGAACUAUCGAUCGAAAUGGAAAACAAAAGUAUUGAACAUUCUCGAACAGAUUCGACAACCAUGUGUUACAAGUAUAUCAAUCGAUUGGCAUGGUUGUUUGAAUGAAGAGCAAAAAUUCAAUAUGCAAGCACCGAAAAUGAUUCGAUCUUUGUUCAAUGGAAUGCGACUUACUGUCUAUCGAUUCAUAGAAAAUUGUCACAAGGCAACGUUGACGGCUACUAUUGAUGGACAAGAAUUUGUUACCACUGUAUUUAGUAGUACGAUGACAACGACCAGAGGACGUAUUCUACACUGUUUAACCACUCGAGCGAUCAUCGAUGAUUAUGACAAUGGACUAUUGGAUGUAGAUGAGAGCGAAAACGAAUUGAUUAAAGUUCAAUAUAAACGAGAUCUCAUCGAUCUCAGCAUCAAACAUUCUGUUGUCAGUGCAUACACUAGUUUUGUUGCCAUCGAAGAACGUAAUGUUAAAACGGAUAUAAAAACUCUUCAACCAGGUGUUCGUCUGCUUGAAGUUAUGCUGGAACGCGAUGUUGACUUACUACCAUGCAUGGGAUGGGAUGGUGACGCAUCAUAUUUGACUUUAAUCAAACAGCAAUUAGCCGAUGCGCGCAUUUCACUCCAAUGUGCGUCGAUUCAGGACAAAAAAGAAACAGUUGCUGAUAUUGAAAAACUUUGUCAAAAAAUUUCCUACCGAGCAGGUGGUGAUGCAAAAUUUGGUACAAUGAUGACUAUCAUACGCACAUAUCGUUAUUCAUUGAAUGAAUACAAUAAAGCAGAUGAACUCGAAGACAAAAUGCGAAACGAUUUGGUUCGUAUGCUUGGAGCUGAUUUCAAGGAUUUAACAACAGUUGAACAAAUAGAAAAGAUAAGAAAACUAUGCACCAUGUUAGGUGAAGUACCAGAUUUUACUGGUGAAUUAUUUAUGCCAACAACAGCAAACCUAUCACCAAUACCUGAAAAGCAAUUUCCAACUACAGAUAACAUGAAGAUAACGGCUGAUCAAUUGACAGAAGAACAAAUAGCUGAGUUUCAAGAAGCUUUUUCUCUAUUUGACAAAGAUGGUGAUGGAACAAUUACAACAAAAGCAUUGGGUACGGUGAUGCGUAGUCUUGGUCAAAAUCCAACUGAAGCUGAAUUGCAAGAUAUGAUCAAUGAAGUUGAUGCUGAUGGUAAUGGUACGAUUGAUUUUCCUGAAUUUUUAACGAUGAUGGCACGUAAAAUGAAGGAUACUGAUUCGGAAGAAGAAAUUCGCGAAGCAUUCCGCGUCUUUGACAAGGACGGUAAUGGAUUUAUAUCAGCUGCUGAAUUUCGUCAUGUCAUGACAAAUUUGGGUGAAAAACUCACUGAUGAAGAAGUUGAUAAAAUGAUUCGAGAAGCAGAUAUUGAUGAAGGAUCAGUGCCUGCACCACCAUCAGGGCCACUACUAGGACCGCCUCAACAACAACCAAAACCUAGCACCAAGAUGCCAAUGAUGGCAGGUUUGACAUUACCAUGCAAUCAGCCAUCAGUACAAAUAUCUGAAGCUGCAGCAUCGUCAUCUUGUAUCGAUGAUCUCAAGACUACAAGUCUUGAAUUGGCAGCACCAUUCGAUUCAUCUGAUCAUGUAAUUGAUCCUUCUGCAUUGACUUCUCUUUCUUUACCUGAACCACGAUCACCAGACAUAUCAUAUCGAACAAUAUCACUAUCAAAAGAAGCGGCAAAAUUUGCAUUCCCCGAUAGUGGCAACUGUAUGCAAUCUCCAAUAGCAUCAAAACCGAAGCCAAGUGUUAAAACACCUUCACGAGUUUUGUCAAAGAGUGGUAAACAUGGUAGCAUGCGAGUACUUGUCAGUGAACCACAAAGUUCAGACGAUGAUACAAUGUAUGAAAUACUACCAAUGGAUUCGACAUAUUUCUCUCCAGAUGAAACUGUACGAUGUGAUGAGAUGUUUAACAAAAUACGUGUGCCAAUGGAAAAACGAGAAGAUGAUAUGAGAAAGUUUACAAGUGAAAGCGCAAAAUCAAAAUCCACGAUUCAUAAAAGGGCAAGACAAUCAGAAAUGUAA
Rotaria sp. Silwood1 is the source of this 5760-nucleotide messenger RNA. The record is from the annotation of a GenBank genome assembly. Lineage: Eukaryota; Metazoa; Rotifera; Eurotatoria; Philodinida; Philodinidae.